Messenger RNA from Nymphalis io (European peacock), 3366 nucleotides. It is a transcript of the gene Syx6, whose product is annotated as syntaxin-6. The transcript has 6 exons. Gene Ontology annotation, molecular function: SNARE binding; SNAP receptor activity. Lineage: Eukaryota; Metazoa; Arthropoda; Insecta; Lepidoptera; Nymphalidae. Bases 149 to 934 code for a protein of 261 amino acids. Gene Ontology annotation, cellular component: endomembrane system; synaptic vesicle membrane; SNARE complex. Gene Ontology annotation, biological process: intracellular protein transport; vesicle fusion; Golgi vesicle transport. The record is from RefSeq and is a predicted model, not a curated record.
CGUCGAUAUUUUGUGGGAUAGGCAGCGGAACGUCAGGAUUUCUUGCAUGUUCGUUUUUAUUGAAAUGUAAUCAUUGCUUAAUUUCAAUUGUUUGUGUUAGCCAGCGUCACAUGAGUCGGCUUCCGCAAAUACCUUAUUAUUGUUUGACAUGACUUUAGAAGACCCAUUUUACGUCGUCAAAGAUGAGGUGUUUAGAGCUCUGAAUAAGACCCGCGGAUUAUAUAUCCGAUGGCAAGAGAUAUCAAAGGCACCGGUAGCACCAAACAGUCCUGAAGUGGAGUGGACAUCCACAGAACUAAGGAACGCCCUUCGGAGCAUUGAAUGGGACUUAGAAGACUUGGAAGAUACAAUAAGCAUAGUUGAAAAGAAUUCAUCAAAAUUUAAGAUCGAUAAUAAAGAAAUCUGCGACAGAAGGACGUUCAUAGAAGCAACUAAACAAGAAGUAAAGGUAAUGAAAGGCAAGAUGAGCCUAAACAGGAAUCGGGACAGCGAUGGUACUGCCAGGGAGCCACUUCUCGGCGAGGAGAGCCCCAUGCACUUCGGUAACUCCUGGACAGCGACCCCCAAGUAUUCCAAAUAUUCCAAGCUCGCUAAUCAGACGGACAGUCCGAGCCGUUUCGACACUUAUGACGGCGACAUUAUGUCAAUGCAAGAAAAGAUGUUCAUGGGUCAAAAUGAUCAGUUGCAUGUGAUAAGCAAUUCGGUAGGAUCGCUGAAGACCGUUUCCAAGCAGAUUGGCAUCGAGCUGGACGAACAGGCCGUGAUGCUGGACGACCUCAAUACGGAGAUGGAGAACGCUGAUUCGAAACUCGAUUCAACUCUUAAAAAGGUCGCCCGAGUCCUUCACAUGAACAAUGAUAAACGUCAAUGGAUGGCAAUUGGAAUACUCCUCGGUCUUCUCGUUAUUAUAUUGAUUCUCUUUGUUAUACUUUAAACUGUAUGGAGUCGAAGUUUAUUGUUGGGCCUUGAUUUUGUUUUUCGUUUCUAUUUAAAAAAAACGUUGUAUUUUAUUAAGAGCUCUUGAAUCGUUUUAAUUGUUAUGAAGACGAAGGGUGACGUUUGAAGGGUUACGAUGGAACGUGUUUGACGUAUUCAUGAUAAUAAAUGUUAGUUCUAAAGUGCCCUAAUCGGAAUAUAUUUAACCAGCAAUUUACAUAAUUAGUCACAAGUAGCCCCACAAGGCUGAAGGCAAGGAUCAUUCGUUCUUUACUAACAAGGUAAGUUAACAAUACCUCAAGUCCACAAUCGUAACCCUAGACCCGCUGAUGAAAAACAAUUCUAAAGUAGUAACAAGAAGUUAUUUUAAUACUAGUAGGAAGAUUAUAUUGUACUGUAGUUAGGUUAGAUGACGUAGAUUACAAUAAUUAUGUCGCUUGAUAUUUUUACAGCAACUUUUAUAUGAGUUUCAUAUCACACGAAAUAAAUUACGUAAUAGGCAAUACUGCUCCGUUAGUAUUUAAAAUCAUGAUUAAUCAUUACUAUAUUCAAAUAAAUUAAUUAAUUUAUUAAUUGCAAAAUAUUUGUAUUCGAAAUAAAAAAAAUUGUCGAAUAAUUUCCUGUCGGUGUGGUUUAAUAAAUUAUUUAUUCGCGCGUCGUACUUAUUGUCUCCUUGUAUUAGACUAAAUCGUUAAAAGAAAAUCUUUACUCGUCUAAACGAGAACGAUGAAAAUCUAGACACUUAUUUAAUCAUCAAUUAUUGUGGUUUGCAUUUUGUGUGCACUUGGAAAUUCGUUAUACCACGACGAUAAUUAAAUUUGAGGUUUUUCCACGAUUGACGCCACUUACCGUUACUAGUCGCCGUAAGUGAAGUCAUAUGUCGUCGACUGUAAUGUGUGACAUAGUCAUAUUGUACAAUUAGUAUUUAAUCUAGUUUUCAUUCGCGAUUUAAAUAAUAUGAGCAUGGGCGUAGCGAGAAUGUGGCCUUUAACACAAGACUCAUUGCAAAAGAAGUAGUGCCUAAAGUUGAACAUCGUUAAUCGUAAAUUAAUUGAAACCGAAAUAAACUUAAAUCUAACUUAAGUAUCUAAUUUUAAAAUCAUCGCUAUGUUGUUUGCUACUAUCGCUAACUUUGUGCCUUCGCACUCUUGUGUAUUUCUCAGACAAAUUGGUACGCCCAUGUGUAUAAGCGUGUUUAUAUCAUUAUGGGUAUUUCUUUUUAAAUGUAUCAUUGUGAUAAAGCUUACUGUUUAGGUCGUGACUUUAUUCGUCGACCGGGUGUUCUAUCGUUAAUGUACGCGUAACCUUAUAGUUGUACGAUUGUUGAUAUUAAUAAUUGUGUUGUUAGCUUGUGGUUAUUUUGUGUAUAUUAUUUAAUGUGUUAGUCAAUCGUAAUAGGGUCGAGAAUAUCAGAUUAGUUCGUUAGGUUCCUUCAUGGUAGAAUCCUGUAAUAAACAUUUAUACAUAAUAUAUUUACUAUAUCGUUUGUUGGUGCACUUUACACACGCAGAGAUGACUAAAUCUGACGUUGCUCUUCCAUUAAAACGGCUGUCAAUUUCUACGUUUACGACUUUUCGCUUUUCUUUAGAAAGUCACCAACAAUUAAAAAUAUAUUUUUAUGUUGACGACUUAACUUGUAUAACAGAAAAGUUGUCCUUUGAUAGAGACGCAGCUUAUGACGCUUACUUAGUUGCCUAUGCAACUAUAGAAAUCGAUUGAGUACAUGGUAUUUGUUUUUUUUUUUUUAAAUAAUUUAUUAAAAUUAUUGUGACCAUAAAACCGUCUAGCCGUAAUAAUGAAUUGCCAAAGUUUCAAAUACAGUCUAGGCGAUAAAGUAUUUAAUGUCUUUUUGUAUUGUAAAAAAAAAAAACAUUUUUGUAAACACAAUAAUACUGCUUCCUUCUUAGUGCUCAUGACUAUAUUUUCUUGUUCGUUAUAAGGACAUUUUUAUUAAAAUAAUUAUAAUAAUUUAUAUAUGUAAUAUGAUUUAAAUCAUUUAGGAUCGUAUUGUUAACGGGAUUGGGAAUUUAUUAAAGUCGCCUUAUUUUAAAACCGAAAGAAUGAUGGCAUCAAUUAGAAACCAGCUUUGUAAGUUAUUGUAAAUUAUUUUCAUAAAGAGCUAAAUAUGUAUCGGAUGUAGAAAAGUAAAUAACAUUAUUCAAAAGACUCUGUGAGUGAAACAAUUGAUUUUCAGGAAACGAACGAUGUCUCUUUACAAUUGAUUUUUUUUUUUUGAGAAUCAGAAUGUUUUUGUUAAUUAUAAAAUUAAAAUUUUGUUAAAACUGUCACGCCCAUUAACAUUAUAUUCCUAAAUUGAUGGACAUGAAUUCCAAAUAAAUUAUUUAUAUUAAUUAUUUUAAGUGUAAAUGUUAAGACCAAUAGAUGGAUGUGAUGUAUAUUUAUUUGUGCGUUUCUAUUUGGAAAAUAAAA